Fonsecaea multimorphosa CBS 102226 is the source of this 3987-nucleotide messenger RNA. RefSeq lists its product as uncharacterized. NCBI's taxonomy places the organism in Eukaryota, Fungi, Ascomycota, Eurotiomycetes, Chaetothyriales, Herpotrichiellaceae. The coding region runs from base 1 to 3987 and encodes 1328 amino acids. The record is from RefSeq and is a predicted model, not a curated record. The transcript is spliced from 4 exons.
AUGUCCAAAGCUGACAUUGCACAGCUAGCGCAAUUUCUCUCCGUCUUGCUUCGCUCCAGUUCGGUCGUAACAAAUCAGAUCAUGGACAUCGAUGAAAGCCAGUUCUUGACAGCCAUCCUUGCGACAGGGGAGAGCUAUUUCCUUCGCAUACUGAUAGCCGAUGUGGUCCGAGAGCUACUCUUCAAAGGGGCAGAAAGGGAGCCUCUUAAGAAAUCAUGCAGUCGGCCCGGCAUUGUGGAUGACUUCCCCCUUUCUCAGAACGGCGAUUCGGUCUGGUUGAGCAAAAUCAUCGACCACCUCAGCGGAAAUGAUGUUGCAAGAGCGUUUAUUGGACAGGCUGAGCGUAUCUUCCGAGUACAACGCCUUGAAUGUGACGGAAACGAGUACUUCGAGAGUCCCUCCUCAUUCAUCGCAACCGUGUCGCGCGAGAUCUCGUUUCUAAUACCCAACGGAGUGGAUAUGCUCACAUUAUUCUCUGUCCCUGUUUCGAAAAGUAUCUCCCUCAAUCGCCCAGCAUCGGAGCCCGAACCAUCGACGGUCCUUGAAAUCCGAUAUUCUGGGGUUGAGGGAGACAAGUUCAUCAACGGGACCAAAGGUGCAAUAAAUACCCUCGCCAUAACUCUAUGUGAUGAGAAUGCGGUGGAAGACUUCAUUCGAAUAGUCAAGGAGCAGCAGCAUCACAAUGUGCCCGAUGACUUGCAGAGUUUCCCGAAAACUCCUGAAAAGCACUCAAUUGCUUUUAUUGAGUUGCAGUCAAUCUCUGGAGAUGGCAACCAUGAAAAGGGUGCAAGAUUGGAUGCUACGGCGAUACCCGGGACUGAUGCAUCUUCUCCUCUUCGUGGUAUUUCAUUGCGGACACGACAGAAGCAGGUGUCAACGGCUGCACCUGUGCCACAAAAUCAUGCUUUGGAGUUUGAACCUUCCCCGAGUUCUAAUGACAAGUCAGCCAAGGAUACACCGGCCUUGAACCGUCUUCCAGUGGGCAAGUCCUUGAUUGAACGACUACGUGCUUCGCAGAGGAACCCAAAAGAUGUGCAACCAAAGGACAAAGUAAGCUCGGCGCAGUCGCAGCUGGGCUACACCGAUUUCGAAGCAGACGACGCGGAAGAUGCUCUCCCAGAAGAACCAUCCCAUCAGCCCUCGAAUGCUAUUGAUUUGGCUUCUCGUACUAAAACUCAGGACCCAUAUCAAUCCUCCCCGUCCACUAAAUCGAAUCUCGAGCAUAACGCUGACCUGGCGAGCAAGCCGACUUCGACUUCGUCAAAGGAAGGCCACAAAUUUGAACCUCCACGCAAGAGGCCCAGGCAUGAUCAACAAGGCCAUUCUCAAGCUAGUAAAAUUCCAGCCAAAACGGGACUCAAGCGCAGGACGAUCAAAGACUCUAUGGCGCUCCAGAAUGAGCAGCCGCAGAAGCCAUCCAAAUCCGCUCCAGAGGCAGCUGAAUUCGACCUCCCGCCUUCCACUGAGGAGGCAUCCCGUCCAACGAAGAAAGUAAAGACGAAGAACUCCAAGGCUCCGACGAAGGCCUCCCUCAAAGAAUCUGCAAAAAUGAACGGGCAGAAUGUUCAGGUUGCAGUUUCACCAAAACAGCAUAAGCAAAAGGCAGUUAAAAACAAGUUGACCAAGCCUUCAGGAAAAAAGACUCAGAAGACGGCCGCCUCAACGAGGGUCAGGCGAGUUGCGAAAACACCAAAAUAUAUCGAAGCAUCUGAUGAAAGUAACAAGGAUAGUUCAGGGGAAGCCUUCGAAGAAGAAGAGGAGCCAGAAGAGCACGGAAGCCACGACAUUGCUGAGGAGUGUGCUGAAGACUCGCUUCCACUCAGCAAAGGAGCGCUGGAAAAUGCUCUUAAAGCCUCACAGUUCAGUUUCGAAUCGAAUAUGCGAGAUAUCGUCGACAGAGACAGCACUGACAGGGAGGACCGGCCAGCAGAAAGAUCCCCCACGCGAGACCCUGUAGAUGAGCAAGCAGCACCAACGCCCAGCUCUGUGACUCGGUCAACCGGUCAUGAACAGACUCCAGUGAGGAAGGAGAUGCAUGUCACGAAUCCUCCGGGCGCAGAGGCUGUCUCCGAAGACAACCAGGAUUCAAUGAACGAUGGUCAGCAGAAAUCUACUCCUCGGCGCAAUACGAAACGACUGAGUGAAAGUUCGAUACCUCCUGUAAGCGAGAAGCUACUCCGCAAGACCAAAAUCGUGCACUUUGGACCUCAUGGCCCUGACAAUCAGGUUCUUCCAAAGUCCCCAAUAACGCUGGUCAAGCCCGAAACAACAAAUGAGACCAGCCCGGAGGCUGAACAUUUAGGGUUAGGUGAGGGUGAAGUUGUGCAAGACAUCGACGAGCUUGUUCCAGACUACAGCCCUGAGCAUAUAUCGAGGUCGCGGGAAAUCAAGGAGGCCCUGCCAUCCUUCACACACGAUGGUGGAGAUAUAUCGGAAGAGCUCAUUGGCGGUGAAGAUGCAGACACUAGGGCACUUGCUGGCAACACGGACGAGCAAGUGAUUGAGCAUUAUGAUGAACUGAGGACAAUUAUCUCUAAUGACCAAAAAGCGUCUGAGAGUGUCAUCUCGGGAGCCGAGGAAGCAGCAGACCAGGACUCUUUGCGUGUACCUGACCCUCGGAGCUCGCACAGGACCGAUACACAGCAAAUGAGGCUACAAGGAGCUCUUCCUGCCGACGAAGUGUUUCCUUACUACGCUUCUGGAGCCAAAGGGCCUCAAAAUCCUCAAGAGCCGACACGUCAAUGCGUCGGAUUCAGCUCCAUCCAGGACCAGCAAUAUCCCCGAUCCCCAACGGCUACCACCAGCGAACUCCAGGCCGGUCAUCAGACAACCGCAAUGGAAGAAGUCAGCAGAAGCCGUACUUCAUCUACCGUCCCCUUCCCAGUCCCUGAAAGGAUCAUGAGGUCUAAAAAAUCUGAGCGGACCCAUGGGUCAGCUGAAGUCCUUCCAGUUCCUGUUUUGCCAGCCGUACUUGCGGAGAGAGACAAUAUUUACCGUAACACUAUCAAGUCAAGGCAGGCAAAUCUGCUGACCAUUCCACAGAGAAAAUGCGAGCCUCCUACGCCGCUCAUGCAACGUAUGAUGGAGCCCAUGGGCCCACCUCCGCCACCGACUGUCCCGUUCAGGUCAGUCGACGAGGCUCGUCCUCUUCGCAAAUCCUGGCCAGCAGCACAGGUGGAUAGGCAGACAGCUCUGCUUCAAAAGCCAAUGGAUGAGCCACCCGAGCCAGUCACCGCCGGCCCUGUCAGGGUGAAAAAGAGCCUUAGUCUACCACUGGCAGGCAAUGAACCAGUGCUCGAACCCGACCUCCCUCCAGCAACGCCUGCCUCUUUCUCUACACGCCUUAACUUGCACUUUCUCCUUGCUGACAACGUGAUACCGGACAACGAAGGCUUGAAGAUGAUGCACGAUGGAGAUACGGGUCAAAAUGUCGGUGAUGACAGCCUGACUCUUGUGAAGGGCGACGAAACGGCCUUUGGAAAUCGUUUAGAUCGAGGGUUCGGGCUAGGACGGGAACAAAGAUCUGAAUCUGGAGAUGAUAGCCCUGUGAUGACAUCCCCUUUGCACAAAACGGAUGAAGGCGUCAGGCGAGGCGACUCGAUGCUGGGCAUGAUCUCUGCCCGUGAUUCUCAACGCGGGCUAUUAGACGCGAUCGUCAACAUAACUAAUGAUGUCCUGUUCCGGUUCGGCGCAGAAGAGGACGGCGUCAAAGCAAAAGUUGACCAGUAUGAUUGUGGGGGAAACAAAGUCAUCCAAACACUAACAGACACAUGGGAUCAGCGUAUGGGUCACGAGCGCCGCAUCUUGGGAGAUACGUUGAAGUCUGAGAAGGAGGUUCUCGCUACAGCGCUUCAGCUCGUGGAAGACGGACAGCAAUCUGGUGGAGCAUGGAGGGAGACUGUUUAUAAUCAGGAGUUGGCCGGAAAGAUACGGGAGAAGAGGGACAUUCUCGUCAGGAAGAUUGAAAGGCUGAGGAAUAGAGGUUGA